This is a messenger RNA of Fonsecaea erecta, 2244 nucleotides long. RefSeq lists its product as hypothetical. The record is from RefSeq and is a predicted model, not a curated record. Bases 1 to 2244 code for a protein of 747 amino acids. Lineage: Eukaryota; Fungi; Ascomycota; Eurotiomycetes; Chaetothyriales; Herpotrichiellaceae. Gene Ontology annotation, molecular function: protein binding. The transcript has 3 exons.
AUGGCGUGGCAGCCCGGGGCUGGAGGGGGCGGCGUAGGAAGCAUGGCCGGCGGAGAAGCGAACGGAGUGCAAGCAUACACCCUGCAAGGUGUGAUGCGAUUCUUGCAGACCGAAUGGCAUCGACAUGAACGAGACAGAAAUGCCUGGGAAAUCGAACGCGAAGAAAUGAAGAACCGAAUAGCCAUCCUGGAAGGAGAGACGAGAACGAGCAAAGGCAUGCGGGUUUCCCUGGAACGACAUGUCAAAUUACUGGAAUCAGCUCUCAAGAAGGAGCGGGAGAAGGCCAGAAAUGCCAGCAAAGGCGAAAUAUCUGACAGUCACAAGGAGGCCAAAGAACUGGCCAGAGAAGAGUUAAAAGCUAUCGGCAAGGAUUCGCACGUCAAAGGGAUCAGCCAGUUCGAUGCAGAGAUCGAUCCCGAGAACCACCUGGCCCAAGGGAUUCGACAAGAGAAAGAACGCGACAAAUCCAAGAGCUUUCUCUCUAAAUGUUCUUCGGAAAUCACCUACCACGUCCUCCCUACGGCCCAUGUACCACCUGAGGCUAACGACCUUGCGGCCUCAACCAACGGAAAUCAUGGUUUCCAGGGGCGGCAACCAACGCAACAAGAGCUGCAAGAAGCAUAUCUACAGUUGCAACAAGUGAAACAGCAGCAUCGAAACGUGGCCAUGGUUCGAGAAAAUGCUGCUCAACAACCGACGCAGUUCGCCGAACCUACACCUCUGAGUCGGACGAGCACGCAGAUCAAUACUUCAGAAAUACAGGCCGGUGCAGUUGACAGGAGAUUGCCUGAACAUAUCGCCCAAUCUGUCCCCGUAGUGGAUCCUAGGAAGAAUUUCUACAAUGAGCAGAUCCCGGUGGUUGAGGAUGAAGUGGAAUCGAUAACUCACAGCUUCGACGCUUAUGGACAAGAGAUUCCUCUUAAAGACCAGACUGAGAUACGACCGAUGGAUGAACCCAAGCAAGAAAUUGCGGACGGAUGGGAUUUUGAUGAUGGACCAGCCGCUUCCGAAAAGCUGUCUGAAGGAGCUUCACCGCACAGGCCGGACACUGAAGUCUUCCCAAGCGCCAACAUGAUUCCUUCCAAGUCUCCGCCUCGAGCCCCCGGGUCCUAUCGGCGAAAGAGCACGGGAGCAAGACGGCGCAGUGAGGGUAGCAAUGAUGUGCGGGAAUUAGCAGUCAAGCCCGAUGCCUCACAGUUCAAAGUUAGGUUUGCUAUGAGAGGCCAUCUGGAUGUCGUCCGCUCAGUCAUUUUCACGGGCGGCGGCAGCCCAUCCGAGCCUGAAUUUUGCACAGCUAGCGAUGAUGGUGGAGUAAAGAGAUGGCACAUUCCGGCGUCUUAUGGCCACACUGUUUCUCUUGGGGACGAUUUGGACAGGAUCGCUCAUUUCACUCACCGAGGUCAUAUCGGCGCUGUCUGUUCGUUAGCAGCAUGUCCGGCGUCCAAUUUCUCCAGCGGCGGCCGGGCUGUGGGAGAUGGCUGGAUCUUUUCUGGUGGUGAGGAUGCCACCGUCAAGGUCUGGGAACGUGGCCGGGUUGACGCAAAGGCCACCUUGGAGGGCCACAAAGACGCAGUCUGGGCGUUGUGUUGUCUACCAGGAACAACAGGCGCCAUUCUCGGAGAUCGCUCUUCACAAUUUGGCGGACCAGACCGUGUCCUCCUCGUGGCUGGCGGUGCCGAUGGCACCAUCCUGAUCUGGGCUGUGAGCACGCCACCGCAACUGAGCUCGCCGCAAGCUGGCAGUCGGUCAGCAAGGGGCAGUCGAAGAGCGAACUCGAUAUCUGCAGGCUCGAAUUUCCCGAGCUCGCCUCAACCGAGCAUUGCCAGUACGACUCCUUUCAACUACAGUUUAGUGCAUCGCAUAGAACGGGCAGACAAACCGGCGCCGACAUCGAUUUCUCCGUUGGGCGCACAUGGGGAGAAUUUUGUUGUAGGAUAUACGGACGCGAGUGUCCUCGUGUUUGACACGCGGACAGGUGAAGAAAUUGUCGGAAUGGCCAGCCAGGAGACUUACGAUGGUACUCCAAACACGGGUAUCAAUGCAGUUGUCGCCAGCAACACGGGCUUCGACACAAGAGAUUCGGUUGCACCUGGCCGACGAGGAUCGAUGGGUGAAGAAGACGUUGUACACGGAGCGACGGGAUCAGAAGGCGGUGUUGAAGGGGUCGUGAUUGCUGGGUAUGAAGAUCGGUACAUUCGUUUCUUUGAUGCAAACAGCGGUACGUUGUCUUUCACUUUUGUCUAA